AUGGGGACAGGCAGGGGGGCACAGAUACCACUGCGGAUAUCAAUGCUAGUGAUCGCCUUAACACACCUCAAAGUCCAAGCCCAAUAUGAAGAUUCGAAGUCCCAGUACAUGGACCAGCAACAACAAUAUGAGGACCAGCAAUCCCAGUACCAGCAUUAUGAUCAACAGUAUGAAGACUAUCUGUCUGUGCAGCCGACACAUGAUGCUCCUCCAAGCCCUGUGACCACCCUCUCUACACUGAGAACAACUCUGGCUGUCAAAGCUGGAAACCCUGCUCACAAUGGGAGAGUGUGUAGCACAUGGGGCAACUUCCACUUCAAGACCUUUGAUGGAGACAUCUACCAUUUCCCUGGACUCUGCAACUAUGUCUUUGCAUCCAACUGCAAAUCCACCUUUGAAGACUUCAACAUCCAGAUAAGGCGCUCUGAGAUUCAGAAUGCUACUGUUAUUGGUCAUGUGAUCAUGAAACUUGAUGGCUCGGUCAUUGAACUGACUCCAAACACCGUUGUUGUCAAUGGUGAACCUGAACAGUUGCCUUACAGCCAUUCAGGAAUGCUGAUUGAGAGAAGGUCAGGUUAUGUGUAUGUUGCUGCCAAGUUAGGCGUGCUGUUAAUGUGGAACCAAGAGGAUGCCCUUCUGCUGGAACUGAAUAAGAAAUACGCUAAUCAAACCUGUGGUCUUUGUGGAGACUUUAACGGAAUCCCAACAUACAAUGAAUUCAUUUCAAACAACAUCCAGCUGAAUCCUGUGCAAUUUGGAAACAUGCAAAAGAUGGAUGGACCCACAGAGCAAUGCCAAGAUCCUCUCCCUUCUUCCGCAAGCAAUUGCAGCCAUGAGUUUAGUACUAUCUGCCACACCAUAUUGACUGGCAAAGCAUUUAUGAGCUGCAACGCACUCGUUGACGUGCAAGAUUAUAUUGAUGCUUGCAUACAAGAUCUGUGCAACUGUGAUAAAUCUGUGAUGGAAGUCUGCAUUUGUGACACCUUUGCUGAAUACUCCAGGCAAUGUGCCCAUGCUGGUGGAGAGCCACUUGAAUGGAGAACUCCAAGUCUGUGUGCCAAGUCAUGUCCUUUCAACAUGCAGUACCAAGAAUGUGGAUCCCCCUGCUCUGAUACUUGUACCAAUUCUGAAAGGUCCCAGCUCUGCGAAGAACACUGUAUGGAUGGCUGCUUCUGUCCCCCAGGCACUCUGUUUGAUGACAUUAACAACUCUGGCUGCAUCCCAAAUAAGGACUGUUACUGUACUUAUAAUGGGGCUACUUAUGCCCCUGGAGCUUCUUAUUCAUCCCAGUGCACUUCAUGUGAAUGUAUUGGAGGCAAAUGGUCCUGUGUCAGCCUUUCCUGCCCUGGCAUGUGCUCCAUUGAAGGAGGCUCCCACAUCUCAACAUUUGAUGAGAAACAGUACUCCUUCUUUGGAGACUGUAGCUACGUCCUAACUAAGCUCUGUGAUAGCAAUCUCUUCACUGUCCUGGGAGAAAUUCGAAAGUGUGGCCUGACAGACAGUGAGACAUGCCUUAAAGGCAUAGCAAUCAGCAUAGGUGGAUCACAGACAGUAAUUGUGAUCAAGCCUACUGGGGUUGUGUAUGUGAAUAUGAUCCUCACCCAACUGCCCGUCUCAGUGUCCAACGCCACCAUCUUUAUGCCUUCAUCAUUCUUCAUCAUCAUCGACACAACUUUUGGGUUGCAGUUGGUGAUCCAGUUUGUACCUAUCAUGCAACUUUAUGUGCACUUGGACCCAGCCUACAAAGGGCAGGCAUGCGGUCUCUGUGGAAAUUUCAACAGCGCCCAAACAGACGACUUCACAGCCAUCAGCGGAGUGGUAGAAGGAACCGCAGCUGCUUUUGCCAAUACCUGGAAAACACAGGCAGAUUGCCCCAACAUCAAGAACAUAUUUGAGAACCCAUGUUCUCUCAGCAUAGAAAAUGAACAAUAUGCUUCCCAUUGGUGUGGACUGCUGACAGACAAAAAGGGGCCCUUUCAGAAGUGCCACUCUGUAGUCGAUCCAGCUGUUUACCACACGAACUGUAUGUUUGACACCUGUAACUGUGAAAGGAGUGAGGACUGCAUGUGUGCCGCCCUCUCUUCCUAUGUCAGAGCCUGCGCUACCAAAGGAGUGCUGCUGAAAGGGUGGAGGACCAAUAUCUGCACCAAAUACCAAAUAUGUCCCAAGACCCUGACCUACAGUUACAUCAUUGAUUCCUGCCAACCCACCUGCCGAGCUCUGAGUGAGCCAGAUGUCACUUGCAACAUUAAGUUUACCCCUGUGGAUGGCUGCACCUGUGAGGAAGGGAUGUACAUGGAUGAAAAUGGCAAAUGUGUACCUGCUCCCUCCUGCUCUUGUUACUACAAAGGGUCUCCCCUGCUACCUGGAGAAGUUGUUCAUGAAAAUGGCGCCCUAUGCACUUGCACAAAAGGAGAACUUCAGUGCAUUGGAGAAGUGAAGCCACAGCCAGUGUGCAAUGCCCCCAUGGUAUACUUUGACUGUGCCAAUGCCACAGUAGGUGCCACUGGAGCCGAAUGUCAGAAGAGCUGUCAAACACUUGACAUGGCAUGUUACAGCACACAGUGCGUUUCUGGUUGCAUGUGUCCUAAUGGACUGAUAUCCGAUGGGAAAGGUGGAUGUGUUAGUUCUGACAAAUGUCCUUGUGUUCACAAUGAAGCCACAUACAAUCCAGGGGAAACCAUCAAAGUGAAAUGUAACACUUGUACAUGUAAGAACAGGAAGUGGGAAUGUACCAAAGAAUCUUGCAUGGCAACUUGCUCAGUUUAUGGAGAUGGCCAUUAUAUCACCUUUGAUGGCAAACGCUAUAGCUUCAGUGGAGACUGCGAAUACACACUGGUCCAGGAUCACUGUAGCAAAAACAACACAAAUGCAGGAACAUUCAGAGUUAUCACAGAGAACAUCCCUUGCGGAACUACUGGGACUACCUGCUCAAAAUCCAUUAAAGUGUUCAUGGGGAAUUAUGAGCUAAUACUUACUGAUGGAAAAUUUGAAGUGAUUCAGAGGAUUUCUGGUGGAGGUGAAGUGCCUUUCAGGAUCCGAUAUAUGGGAAUCUACAUGGUGAUUGACUCCACAGCUGGAGUGGUUCUGAUGUGGGACAAGCAAACUAGUAUCUUCAUCAAAGUUAGCUCAGAAUUUAAGGGUCAGGUGUGCGGCCUGUGUGGAAACUAUGACAGCAAUGACAUUAACGACUUCACCACUAGGAGCCAGUCUGUAGUAACAGAUGUGCUGGAGUUUGGUAACAGCUGGAAGGUGUCUCCCACUUGCCCAGAUGUUCAAAGCAGCAAGGACCCUUGUAUUGCAAACCCAUAUAGAAGUUCUUGGGCCCAGAAACAGUGUAGCAUCCUUAACAGCAAAACGUUUGCACGCUGCCACUCUCAGGUUGAACCAACUAAAUAUUAUGAAGCUUGCAUAUCUGAUGCCUGUGCUUGUGACACUGGGGGAGACUGUGAAUGUUUCUGCACAGCUGUAGCUGCCUAUGCUCAAGCAUGCAAUGAAGUUGGCGUUUGCAUUCCUUGGAGAACUCCAACCAUUUGCCCUCUAUUCUGUGACUACUACAAUCCAAAAGGGGAGUGUGAGUGGCAGUACCAAGCUUGCGGUUCUGCUUGUUUGACAACCUGCAGAAAUCCACAUGGAAAUUGCUCACAUGACUUACAAGGCUUGGAAGGCUGCUAUCCGCAGUGUCCACCCAACAAGCCCUAUUUUGAUGAAGAUGACAUGGAGUGCGUCCCUCUUGAAAAGUGUGGCUGCUUUGAUAACAAAGGGAACCAUUAUAAGCCAGGAGAAAAAAUGCCUUCAGAAAGGAACUGUCAAUCAUGCCGUUGCUCAAUGGACAGCAAAACGACCUGUGUAUAUGAUGAAGAUGAAUGCCACUGCAUCUAUGAAGGGAAGAUAUUCAACCCUGGAGAAAGCAUCUACAACACAACAGAUGGCAUUGGAGGGUGCAUCGUUGCAAUCUGUAGUCGCAACGGAACAAUUGAGAGGAAUAUCUUUCCAUGUCAUACAUCCACAGCAGCUCCUGCUACAACCACUACCGUAUUUGCAUUUACUAAUACCACUUCAUCAGCAACCACCACUGCAGUGCCUAUAACAACAUCAGUUUGUGUCCAGGAAGAAUGUCAUUGGUCACAGUGGUACGAUGGGAGUCAACCUGGUUCUGGAAAUGAUGGUGGAGAUUUUGACACUCUUGAUAACCUAAGAGCUGAAGGUUAUAAAGUCUGCAAAGUUCCAAAGGCGGUUGAAUGCAGAGCAGAGAAAUUUCCCAAUACUCCAUUAAAUGAACUGGGCCAAAAAGUAGAAUGUAGUACAACCGGAGGACUAAAAUGUUACAACAAGGACCAGUAUCCAAUGAGUUGCCACAAUUAUCAAAUCAAAAUCCUGUGUUGUAGCUUCGUACCAUGCAGUUACACUACUGCAUCCACACCCAAAGUUACAACAUCUCCUGCAACUACAACAGUUUCAACACCAACCUCGACAUUGGCUACUACAGUUACAUCCAGAAGUACAGUUACAGAGACAACUAGCAUCUUAACUACAACCCCAAAAACUACUUCCUCAUCCACUGGAACAACUAUCAGAGCUACCACAUCUCCUACAACUGAAAUAACAAGUCCAACUACUUGCCAACCCACAUGCACAACAACUGUUUCAGCAACUCCCACACCCAUUACUACAACUUCAACAGCAACAUCUACAUCAAUGGUUACAACUAAACCAAAGACUACCACAAUAGGAAUUACAACUUCUUCAGUCCCAGAGUCAACAUUUACAACCUCUCCUUCGACUACUGAAUUUACAACCACAACUGCUGUACCCACAACUUCCACUACAACUCCAGAAAUUACAACAUUAACAACCUCUCCUUCGACUACUGAAUUUACAACGACAACUGCUGUACCCACAACUUCCACUACAACUCCAGAAACUACAACAUUAACAACCUCUCCUUCGACUACUGAAUUUAUAACCACAACUGCUGUACCCACAACUUCCACUACAACUCCAGAAACUACAACAUUAACAACCUCUCCUUCGACUACUGAAUUUAUAACCACAACUGCUGUACCCACAACUUCCACUACAACUCCAGAAAUUACAACAUUAACAACCUCUCCUUCGACUACUGAAUUUACAACCGCAACUGCUGUACCUACAACUUUCACUACAACUCCAGAAACUACAACAUCUGAACAUAUAGAAACUACAACACUUUUACCAACAUCCACAGCAACAAGUAAAAUCUGCACACAGGAAGUCUGUGAAUGGUCCCAAUGGUAUGAUGUAAGUUACCCGGGAUCUGCACCUAAUGAUGGAGAUUUUGAGACAUUUAAGAAUAUAAGAGCCAAAGGAUAUAGUGUUUGUAAGGCACCAAAGAACAUUGAAUGCAGAGCAGAAAGAUUUCCUAAUACACCACUAAACGAAUUAGAUCAAAAUGUUAUAUGUAGUAAAACACAAGGACUCAUAUGUUAUAACAAAAAUCAACUUCCACCCAUUUGCUAUAAUUAUAUGAUUAGAAUUGAAUGCUGCAAUGACAUAAUAGUGCCAUGCCCAACAACCAUGCCAGUAACAACUACAGAACAUAAAAUUUCAACCUCAAAAAUAACUACUAUGACUGCAACUACAAGAGCACCAACAAAAAGCACACUAGUAACUACGACAACAGGAAAAACUAUUGUUACACUACUACGGACAACUCAACAGCCAUCUACAGCACCACUACAAUAUACAACAGCAAUUACUAGCACUAAACCUCCAAAAACAACAAUAGCCGCGAUCACACCCAAAGAGGUGACGACUGUCACCCAAACCACCACAACAGAGACACCCGCAAUCACCACCAAAACUCCCAUAGUAAGUUCAACAACUUUGCCCACUACUACACAUUUGCCAACUACUACAACUACAAGUACAACCACACCAACGACUGUAACCCAAACCACCACAACAGAGACACCCGCAAUCACCACCGAAACUCCCAUAGUAAGUUCAACAACUUUGCCCACUACUACACAUUUGCCAACUACUACAACUACAAGUACAACCACACCAACAACGACUGUAACACAAACCACCACAACAGAGACACCUGCAACCACCACUGAAACUCCCAUAGUCAGUUCAACAACUUUGCCCACUACUACACAUUUGCCUUCCACUACAACUACAAGUACAACCACACCAACACCAACAACGACUGUAACCCUAACCACCACAACAGAGACACCCGCAACCACCACCGAAACUCCCAUAGUCAGUUCAACAACUUUGCCCACUACUACGCAUUUGCCAUCCACUACAACGACAAGGACAACCACACCCACACCAACAACGUGUGCACCCAUCACCUGCCAGUGGUCACAAUGGUUUGACAUUGACUUCCCCACUUCUGGACCUAAAGGAGGAGAUAUUGAAACCUACAAUAACAUCCGAGCUGCAGGAGGCAAACUCUGUGGGAAGCCUUCAAAGAUCCAGUGUAGGGCUGCAAGUCACCCUGAGCUAAACAUUGACCAAGUGGGUCAGGUUGUCAAGUGCGAUGUGGAAUCGGGACUGGUGUGUCAGAAUAAGGAUCAAACUGGAAAAUCCCAGCUGUGUUACAAUUAUGAGAUACGGGUGUUGUGCUGUAAAGAAAACCCAGACUGUGUAACCACACCCAUCCCAACCACCACCACUAAGACUCCUGCAACCACCACCGAAACUCCAUUAGUAAGUUCAACAACUUUGCCUACAACUACGCAUUUGCCAUCCACUACAACUACAAGUACAACCACACCAACACCAACAACGACUGUAACCCUAACCACCACAACAGAGACACCCGCAACCACCACCGAAACUCCCAUAGUCAGUUCAACAAGUUUGCCCACUACUACGCAUUUGCCAUCCACUACAACGACAAGGACAACCACACCCACACCAACAACGUGUGCACCCAUCACCUGCCAGUGGUCACAAUGGUUUGACAUUGACUUCCCCACUUCUGGACCUAAAGGAGGAGAUAUUGAAACCUACAAUAACAUCCGAGCUGCAGGAGGCAAACUCUGUGGGAAGCCUUCAAAGAUCCAGUGUAGGGCUGCAAGUCACCCUGAGCUAAACAUUGACCAAGUGGGUCAGGUUGUCAAGUGCGAUGUGGAAUCGGGACUGGUGUGUCAGAAUAAGGAUCAAACUGGAAAAUCCCAGCUGUGUUACAAUUAUGAGAUACGGGUGUUGUGCUGUAAAGAAAACCCAGACUGUCUAACCACACCCAUCCCAACCACCACCACUAGUAAACCCAGCACUACUGUUCCCACUUCUCCUCUAAUCACAACUACGAUCACACCCAAAGAGGUGACGACUGUAACCCAAACCACAACAACAGAGACUCCUGCAACCACCACCGAAACUCCAAUAGUAAGUUCAACAACUUUGCCCACUACUACACAUUUGCCUUCCACUACAACUACAAGUACAACCACACCAACACCAACAACGACUGUAACCCUAACCACCACAACAGAGACACCCGCAACCACCACCGAAACUCCCAUAGUCAGUUCAACAACUUUGCCCGCUACUACACAUUUGCCAUCCACUACAACUACAACCAUGCCGACAACGACUGUAACCCUAACCACCACAACAGAGACACCCGCAACCACCACCGAAACUCCCAUAGUCAGUUCAACAACUUUGCCCGCUACUACACAUUUGCCAUCCACUACAACUACAACUACAACCAUGCCGACAACGACUGUAACCCUAACCACCACAACAGAGACACCCGCAACCACCACCGAAACUCCCAUAGUCAGUUCAACAACUUUGCCCACUACUACGCAUUUGCCAUCCACUACAACGACAAGGACAACCACACCCACACCAACAACGUGUGCACCCAUCACCUGCCAGUGGUCACAAUGGUUUGACAUUGACUUCCCCACUUCUGGACCUAAAGGAGGAGAUAUUGAAACCUACAAUAACAUCCGAGCUGCAGGAGGCAAACUCUGUGGGAAGCCUUCAAAGAUCCAGUGUAGGGCUGCAAGUCACCCUGAGCUAAACAUUGACCAAGUGGGUCAGGUUGUCAAGUGCGAUGUGGAAUCGGGACUGGUGUGUCAGAAUAAGGAUCAAACUGGAAAAUCCCAGCUGUGUUACAAUUAUGAGAUACGGGUGUUGUGCUGUAAAGAAAACCCAGACUGUGUAACCACACCCAUCCCAACCACCACCACUAAGACUCCUGCAACCACCACCGAAACUCCAUUAGUAAGUUCAACAACUUUGCCUACUACUACACAUUUGCCAACUACUACAACUACAAGUACAACCACACCAACACCAACAACGACUGUAACCCUAACCACCACAACAGAGACACCUGCAACCACCACCGAAACUCCCAUAGUCAGUUCAACAACUUUGCCCACUACUACGCAUUUGCCAUCCACUACAACGACAAGGACAACCACACCCACACCAACAACGUGUGCACCCAUCACCUGCCAGUGGUCACAAUGGUUUGACAUUGACUUCCCCACUUCUGGACCUAAAGGAGGAGAUAUUGAAACCUACAAUAACAUCCGAGCUGCAGGAGGCAAACUCUGUGGGAAGCCUUCAAAGAUCCAGUGUAGGGCUGCAAGUCACCCUGAGCUAAACAUUGACCAAGUGGGUCAGGUUGUCAAGUGCGAUGUGGAAUCGGGACUGGUGUGUCAGAAUAAGGAUCAAACUGGAAAAUCCCAGCUGUGUUACAAUUAUGAGAUACGGGUGUUGUGCUGUAAAGAAAACCCAGACUGUGUAACCACACCCAUCCCAACCACCACCACUAAGACUCCUGCAACCACCACCGAAACUCCAAUAGUAAGUUCAACAACUUUGCCCACUACUACACAUUUGCCUUCCACUACAACUACAAGUACAACCACACCAACACCAACAACGACUGUAACCCUAACCACCACAACAGAGACACCCGCAACCACCACCGAAACUCCCAUAACACCCGCAACCACCACCGAAACUCCCAUAGUCAGUUCAACAACUUUGCCCACUACUACGCAUUUGCCAUCCACUACAACGACAAGGACAACCACACCCACACCAACAACGUGUGCACCCAUCACCUGCCAGUGGUCACAAUGGUUUGACAUUGACUUCCCCACUUCUGGACCUAAAGGAGGAGAUAUUGAAACCUACAAUAACAUCCGAGCUGCAGGAGGCAAACUCUGUGGGAAGCCUUCAAAGAUCCAGUGUAGGGCUGCAAGUCACCCUGAGCUAAACAUUGACCAAGUGGGUCAGGUUGUCAAGUGCGAUGUGGAAUCGGGACUGGUGUGUCAGAAUAAGGAUCAAACUGGAAAAUCCCAGCUGUGUUACAAUUAUGAGAUACGGGUGUUGUGCUGUAAAGAAAACCCAGACUGUGUAACCACACCCAUCCCAACCACCACCACUAAGACACCCGCAACCACCACCGAAACUCCAAUAGUAAGUUCAACAACUUUGCCUACUACUACACAUUUGCCAACUACUACAAGUACAACCACACCAACACCAACAACGACUGUAACCCUAACCACCACAACAGAGACACCCGCAACCACCACCGAAACUCCCAUAGUCAGUUCAACAACUUUGCCCACUACUACGCAUUUGCCAUCCACUACAACGACAAGGACAACCACACCCACACCAACAACGUGUGCACCCAUCACCUGCCAGUGGUCACAAUGGUUUGACAUUGACUUCCCCACUUCUGGACCUAAAGGAGGAGAUAUUGAAACCUACAAUAACAUCCGAGCUGCAGGAGGCAAACUCUGUGGGAAGCCUUCAAAGAUCCAGUGUAGGGCUGCAAGUCACCCUGAGCUAAACAUUGACCAAGUGGGUCAGGUUGUCAAGUGUGAUGUGGAAUCGGGACUGGUGUGUCAGAAUAAGGAUCAACCUGGAAAAUCCCAGCUGUGUUACAAUUAUGAGAUACGGGUGUUGUGCUGUAAAGAAAACCCAGACUGUGUAACCACACCCAUCCCAGCCACCACCACUAGUAAACCCACCAUCACAGUUCCAGUAACUACCACUUCAAGUAGUACAGCUUCACCUACAACCACACAAACAACAUCCCCGUUUUCCUUGGGAAGCAGCACAACUCGUUGUUUCUGCCAAAUUGGAGGAACUAUUUAUGAACCGGGUCAAACAAUUUACAACAAAACAGACAGUGAGGGCUGCCCUUUCUCGGCCAUUUGCGGUAUAACGUGUUCUGUUGAAAGAUCGACUGGGCCAUGCAGAUUAACAACACCAAAACCGCCUUCAUCUCCAUCUGCUGUAACUACAACUCCCACUCCCACCACAGUUGGCACAACUCCAAUACGUGGCUGUCCUGAGGCUAACCCACCAAGGAAGGUUGGAGAGACGUGGAUAACUAACUGCAUCAAAGAAACAUGUGAGGGUGAUAACAAAAUUGUUGUAAGCCAAGUGAAGUGUCCACCAGUAAAGCAACUUGUUUGUCAAAAUGGGUACCCACCAAUAAAAGUGUACAGUGAAGAUGGCUGUUGCUACCAUUAUGAAUGUGAAUGUGUUUGUAGUGGCUGGGGUGAUCCUCACUAUAUCACAUUUGAUGGAACCUACUACACCUUCCUGGACAACUGUACUUACGUGUUGGUGCAGCAGAUAAAAGCUAAAUAUGACAACUUCAGAGUUCUUAUUGAUAAUUACUUCUGUGAUUCAGAAGAUAAACUUUCCUGUCCUCAAUCCAUUAUUACUUACUACAACUCUUCAGAAAUAGUGCUAACCCGCCAGCGCUUUAAUGGAGUAGAAGCUAACAAGAUCUACUUCAAUGGUAAGAUUGUCAACCCAGGUUUCCAGAAAAACGGAAUUCACAUCUCCAUGAUUGGCAUCAAUAUGGUGAUCACGAUUCCUGCGAUUGACGCUACCAUCACCUUCAGUGGUUUGAUCUUCUCAAUUAAGCUUCCAUAUAGCAAAUUUGGCAACAAUACUGAAGGACAAUGUGGUACCUGCACAAAUAAUAGAACAGAUGACUGCCGCUUACCAAAUGGCAAGAUAACUAGUUGUUCCCAGAUGGCCCCUGCUUGGAUGGUUCCUGAUGACAAGAAAGACUACUGCUUAGGAGGACCAACUAUUUCACCAACUGGUCUACCUGGUACAACCACACCAGGACCAGAACUCUGCAAAGCUACCCCUCUUUGCAAGAUGAUUACAAGCCACAUCUUCUCUGCAUGCCAUGAAGUCGUCCCCCCAGGACCCUACUACCAAGGUUGUGUGUUUGAUUCUUGCCACGUGAAAAAUACCUCCCUGCAGUGUUCUGCAUUGGAGGCGUACACGGCUCUCUGUGCUUCGAAAGGCAUUUGUAUCGACUGGAGAUCACAGACCAAUGACUCAUGCCCAUACAACUGUCCUACAAACCUAGUAUAUGACCCAUGUGGCCCUCUCAACCCUGCCACGUGUGAUCAGAGUGCUAUUCCGCUUAAUAGCAGUGGAAUAACUGAAGGAUGCUUCUGUCCUAAUGGAACUAAGCUCUACAACACCUACAGGGAUAUCUGUGUCUCUGAGUGUGGUUGCACAGGGCCAGAUGGGCUGCCCAAAUCAGCUGGAGAAACCUGGACCAGCGAUUGCCAGGAGUGUACUUGUGAGAAAUAUUCCCUUACAGUGAAAUGUAGACCAAAACCAUGCCAUGCGUCACCUACCCCAGUGCAAUGUCCAUUUGAAGGAUUUGUACCUGUCUCAGUAAUAACACCUGAAGACAAAUGCUGUCCUCAACAAAAAUGCGUGUGCAACACUACUUACUGCCCCAAGUCCAUCGAGUCCUGCCCAGUAGGAUAUAAAUCAAUACAACAAAACCUGCCAGGAGGUUGCUGUAUAAACACCACUUGUGUGAAACAACCAGGCUGUGUUGUCAAUGAGACCCUCUACAAACCUGGAGCUGUCGUUCCAGGAGGCCUCUGUGAAUCAUGCAGUUGCUCUGAUGAAAAAGAUCCAGAAAGCAAAUCAGACACAGUGGUAUGUGUAUCACAAGUAUGUGACACACAUUGUCCAGCGGGCCAUGAAUACAAAGAAAAAACUGGACAAUGCUGUGGUCAAUGUGUCCCAGUAGCUUGCGUUCUGAAAUUAGGCCCCAAGGAUUUCCAAGUUAUCAAGCAAGGACAAACCUGGAACCCCCCAGGCGACAACUGUACCUCCUAUGAAUGUGAGCGUGUUGAAGACCAGUAUGUUCUUGUCACUAUCAAGAUAACCUGCCCUGAUUUUAACACAACUGAAUGUAUAUCUAAGGGUGGCGAAGUGGCUGUUGAUGGCUGCUGCAAGAAAUGCCAACUUCGAGAAAUAAAACCCCCAUGUGAACCAGUAGGCAUCUCAAAAGUUGUCAAAUACAGUGGCUGUGAAGCUUCUACACCUAUUGAGUUAACGUAUUGUCAAGGCCAAUGUGGCAGCUAUUCAAAAUAUUCUUUUGAGGGUAAUGCAAUAGAUUACAACUGCUCAUGCUGUCAGGAAAGCAAGACUAGCAAGAGGCAAGUGGUCCUGUCGUGCCCUGAUGGCUCCACCAUAGAUUAUACUUACAUCUACGUUGACGAGUGUGUUUGUGUGAGCAGCCAAUGUGGUCUCCAGGCCACGCCUGCACCAACACAGGAACAGCAGCAGCAGCAGCAGCAACAGCAAGAAGUACCACCACAAAAGGAACAACAGCAGCAAGGAGAGAUAUAA
Elgaria multicarinata webbii is the source of this 12669-nucleotide messenger RNA. Its product is annotated as mucin-5AC-like. Gene Ontology annotation, cellular component: extracellular matrix. The transcript has 55 exons. The coding region runs from base 1 to 12669 and encodes 4222 amino acids. The record is from RefSeq and is a predicted model, not a curated record. Lineage: Eukaryota; Metazoa; Chordata; Lepidosauria; Squamata; Anguidae. Gene Ontology annotation, molecular function: protein binding.